AUGGAGCACACCACCAAGGACCUGCAGCUCCGCCUGGAUGAGGCCGAGCAGAUCGCCCUCAAGGGUGGCAAGAAACAGAUCCAGACACUGGAGGGCAGGGUAAGAGUCCAGAGAGCACACCCUUUUCUCAUUCACAAGCAUUUCGCUACACCCGCAAUAACAUCUGCUAAACACGUGUAUGUGACCAAUACAAUUUGAAAAUACAUUUGACUUGAUCUGUUCAUUAGGAGAGUGCAAAGUAACUAGAUUGUUGACUCAAUAAGCAUGCUCAGGGUUUUGCUCUACCGAUUUAGGCCUUACCCAUUUUUACAGUCCUGUAAAGACUGUAAAAACGGGACCUGUUGUGUCUCUGCUUAGCACUCAGCAUUGGGGGAAAGGCCCUGCGAUAGACUAGCGUCCAGGGGGUGUACUUGUACAUCAAGCUGCCUCGCGCUACAGAAACAGGAGAUAAGCUGCUGCUUCUAUGAGCCGCUCCAGCUCGGCAGGUUGGCGUUUAUUUGGAUGAAUCUUGUUCUGGUGGCAGAGCUGCGCGAUUCUUAGGGCCAGUGGCAAAGUCAAAAUUGGCUAUAUAUUGAAAAGAUUUAUGAAAACAAAAAUGUGCUUUUUGGUCUUAUUUUAAGGUUAGGCAUAAGGUUAGCAGUGUGUUUACUGUUAGGGUUAAAAUCUGAUUUUAUGACUUUGUGGCUGUGCCAGCUAGUGACUACCCUGCAGAGCUGCCUCCAGUACAUGAGUCAUCCCAAUAAAUGGCAACCUGCUCCUUCUUGCACAAGCAAGGCUCCUUAAUUUACUUGGUUAAAGUUGUUCACCAAUAUUGAACAGUGAGUGUAGAUCAGUGAUCUGACAGUCUCCCAUCAACAGGUGAGAGAACUCGAGAAUGAGCUGGAGUCUGAGCAGAAGAGGAGCCAGGAGUUCCAGAAGGUGUUCCGCAAGUAUGAGAGGAGGAUCAAAGAGCUCACCUACCAGGUACUGAAACAUACCACAUUAACAUUCUUAUUUCAAUGUUACAAUUAUUCCCCACACUUGAUCAAAGUGAUCAUCUUAAACAUAAUUUUUCUAUGAUUAGAGACAUUUUGCGGUUGUUGAUUGUAUGUACUGUUUAUUGAUAGAGCUGCCUGCCUGUGAGGUGUUGCGAUGUAGUGCUUCAUGCUGCCCCCUGCUGCUUGUGUUUGUUCUUGCAGACAGAGGAGGACAGUAAGAACCUGGCCCGCCUGCAAGAGCUCAUAGACAAGCUGCAGGCCAAGAGCUACAAGAAGGCAGGCUGA
Coregonus sp. 'balchen' is the source of this 1262-nucleotide messenger RNA. The record is from the annotation of a GenBank genome assembly. NCBI's taxonomy places the organism in Eukaryota, Metazoa, Chordata, Actinopteri, Salmoniformes, Salmonidae.